Messenger RNA from Brassica rapa (field mustard), 2886 nucleotides. Its product is annotated as protein FAF-like, chloroplastic. NCBI's taxonomy places the organism in Eukaryota, Viridiplantae, Streptophyta, Magnoliopsida, Brassicales, Brassicaceae. The record is from RefSeq and is a predicted model, not a curated record.
UUCGGUUUAAACGGCAUUGUUUUGCUCAAAAUAAAAUAAACCCAAGUGGUAGAAAGGUAACUUCUUCUAUAAUGGGAUCCAGCUUUUUUUGCAUAUUUUUGGAACAUUCUCAUCGUUUUAACUCUAAAAGGAAGAUGAAAAUUGUGACUUCCACAAUGUGCCACGUUAUUGGUUCAACAGGGUAUCGAUGCCAUACGUCAACAUUUUUCUUCUUUUUUAGAUAAAAGACACAGCUUUUAUACUCGUUUAGUUUCAUAUCGGUUACUAUUUUUUCCGCGACACACGCGUUAUGCAUCUUACACAGCCGAAUACAUAUCACAUUUUUAGUGCUUCUCAUCUUUGUUUGUCACAUUAUCAUAUAUGCAAAUUAUAGGCUCUAUGCAUGUGGGCAAUUAAUAAUAAAAUUCUUUACAAAAAUUACUAAACUUUAAAUUUUACAUUUAACUAAUUUGUUUGGACUCCGUUUCCAGUUUAAUCGGCUAUAUAACUCUGAAUUAUGUUUUUUUUCUAUGGUUAAUAUAAAUAUUUUUAUCAAGGUGUUGGUGACGUUGUAGUAACACUAGUUAAAGAGAUGGUUAUUUGUGUGUUUGGAUUCAAACCAUUUUUAUCACGGAAAUUUAUUUAUUUUAAUCAGAAUAUCUAAUUUUGGGGGUAUAAGAGAGAUUAUGGACUUAAAAACUUAAGAAAAUAUAAGUAUUUUGGUCAAACAAUUUUUUUUGAUGUAGUUGUGGAACAAUGCAAAAAGAAGAAAAUGAUAACUGACACAAUAUGUUAAAAAAAAAAAGAUAACUGACACAAUAACCAAACAGAAUAUUGGUAGUUAAAACCAAUAAACCAUUAUACACUAAUACUAUACAAACUCUAAAGCUUAAGAUUUUUUUUUAACGAACACAUAAGGAUGCAUUUUAUUUAGUUCCGAAAACAUAUUUUACCUACAAGUAUAAAAAGAUUUAUUUUGUUCAAAACCAAAUAAACAAAAUAUAUAAAAACAGUGAAGAUCAUCUCAUUGGAGGACCCCACAGUACAUGGUUCCAUUAAUGGAAUAACCUCUGUAUAUAAAGCGCCUCUUCACUCUGCUCUCUUCAUGUCUCACUCAUCCAUCUAACCACAAAACAUCACCACCAUCAUCUUCCUCUCUUUAAUACAACACUACCUAACACACAUUUGAAUUUCCACUCAGAGAUUAAUUUCUCAAAUCAUCAGGAAAGCCAGGGAUUAGUAUUGAGAAAGAGGUUCUGAUCCUAUUUGAGACGAUGGCUUGUGGCUUAAGCAAGAGCCUUGGCUUCUCUUCCUCGUUGAAGAAGCAGCAAGAAGGCAUAGUGACCAUCCUUGGUGGCAUUUCGUCGAACACUUCAUCUGCACCUUCGCUCAGGCGGACUUUCUCCGCUGAUUUGUCCUCCAAGAACUGGCUCUCUCGCAACGAGUCUUCUCCUAUGAAGAAGCUCCAUGCCUCCUCCGUCGCUGACGAAGAGGAAGGAUCAAGAUCUGGGUUCGACAUUUGGGCUCAGAUUCAAGAAGUCAAGAAUCAGACCAAGGAGGAGAUCGAGCCGGACCAAACCGAUGUAUGGAGCUCGAUCUUAUCCGACAAGAAGAAGGCGGAGUCGAGCGACGACGCGGUUCCUCCGCCGUACGUUCAUCCUCUGGUGAAACGCGCCAGCUCCUUGAGCGAGAAAAGCCUCGAGAUUUGCACUGAGAGUCUCGGAUCCGAGACGGGUUGCGAAGGGUUCGCUUCGUAUGCAGAUGCUGAGAUCGAAAAAGAGGAGGCGGAUCUAACUCUCAACGUUACAGUGACUAAGGAGGAAGAAGAAGCAAUCACGGUUCCAAAUCACACACCAUGCAUGGAGCUGCCACGAGGUUCGUUUCCUCCUCCGAUUCGUUCUCUCUCGAGCCAAUCGGGUUUGGCUCUCCACAUGAAAACUCGCCGUGACAAUGGCCGAUUGGUUCUCGAGGCUGUCUCGAUGCCGUCGCACAACAACUUCUCCGCCAAGCGUCAAGACGGACGCCUCCUCCUAACUUUUGCGGGAAUCAGCGACGAACCCGAUUGUGAAAUUGACAUCGUUAGCGACGAAGAAGACGAAACCGAUGAGCUUCAGUGGUCCGACGAAGAAGAAGAAGUCGAGGAGGAGGAGGAGGUAGAAGACGAGUUUGCGUACAAGCCCAGUGAGCUUAUGUAUAAGCUGGCACCAAAGCCCAUUGGGCCUAUAACUGUUCAUAGGUUGGCCCAUAAGCCUAUUGGUGUACCGAAAACAAACUCGAGAUGGGAUGAGUUAGAAACCAAAACGGAUCUGUCGACGCCGGUAGUCCACUCUCUGCCACCAAGGCCAAGGGUGGCUCAGCUCGCUCGGUUAGUGAAGCCACAGUCUACCGUGGACGACACCGUGGGAGCGGCUUGCUUCAACACAUGUGACUACUCUUGGAAGCUCAAUAACACUGAAACUUUGGGCCGCAACACAAAAACCCAAAACUAUAUCAACAAAUCAAUCGGUGUAGGAAAUGACGGUUGGGUAAAUGGUUGCAAGGAACGUAGGAGGUCUCUCUUGUCCGUGGAGCCUUUCUGCAUUGCCACUUCAUAAAUUUAAGACGCUACCCAAAGAGUAAUUUAUAAGAAGCAUAAGCAUUAUAAUAUACCUAUCUAUUAUGUAUAUAUAUGCGAGUAUGUAUACUCGAAUAUAUAUGCAUAUUAACCCAAAUAAUUGUCGUUGUUGCUGUUGGUUUUUCUAAAGAAAGUGAGAGAGUGAAGAUUAUUAGAAAGCAAAUUUAUUGUUUCUAAAUGAGGUUAAUGACCUCGUUGGAGAAAGAAAUAUUUAUGAAGAGUGUUAUGUUUUGUACAAAGCUUUUGUUGUUCCAUAUUGCUAGCAAAUAUAAGAUAAAAACUUGUUUUAUUCA